This is a messenger RNA of Paracoccidioides lutzii Pb01, 984 nucleotides long. RefSeq names its product phospholipase D. Gene Ontology annotation, molecular function: phosphoric diester hydrolase activity. The record is from RefSeq and is a predicted model, not a curated record. The coding region runs from base 1 to 984 and encodes 327 amino acids. Gene Ontology annotation, biological process: lipid metabolic process. The transcript has a single exon.
AUGCAAGCCCUCACGCGCACAAUAUAUGCACUCUUUUGCCUCCUGCUUACUAUCCCCAUUACCUUCGGCUCUCCGUUCCAGCUUGAGCCUCGGAGAAGAAUGUUGAAGAAAGUUACCAGAAUAAAACAGCGACGACCUACAUAUGCCAUUGCUCACAUGGUCCUUGACAGGACUGGAGUCAAGGAUGCCAUAAAACACGGUGCCAAUGCGCUCGAGAUUGAUGUUGCGGCGUAUAAGGAAGGUUGGUGGGCCGACCAUGAUACCAAGGCAAAGAGUAAGGGAUGGUCCUUGGAGAAUCUGUUCCAGGUAAUCGCCAAAGAGAACGAACAUAUCGCAUUUGUUUGGCUCGAUCUCAAGACUCCAGAUAUGUGCGAGGGCAAAAACUGCAAUAAGAAAGUUUUACAUCCGAGCAAAUGCAAAGGAAACGAAAAAUGCUCCAUGAAAUCGUUGCAAGGGCUGACGCGAAAAUACCUGAAGCCUGCUGGUGUACGAGUCCUCUUCGGGUUUUAUGAUAAGCAUCACGCCAGUUCUGCCGCUUUCGACUACAUCCAGAAGAGUCUGGGCGAUGGUGAGGCAGUCUGUCUAAGCGGCGAGGCAAACAAAGUGAUGGAGAUCUUUAAGAAGGAAGGCCCUAAGAUUAAACCUAAGCGGCGAGUCAUGGACUAUGGAUGGACGGAACUCCCAAACGGGUUUGGAGAUUGCAACGAGAAAGGAAAGAAGACUUGUGCCGAGUUGAAGAAUGGAGCCAAGUUGCGACAAAGAGGGGAUCUCCAGAGAGUCUUUGCCUGGACUAGCCGUGUCGGAGAGGGGAAGUAUGUGAAUCAGCUGUUGGACAAAGCGUCCGUUGAUGGCAUCAUUUAUGGAUUCGCCAGAACGAGGUAUUAUCAUCACAAAGAUACUGAGAAAUCUUCGAAGGAUAUCAUUGACCAUGUCAAGAAGAGCAAGUCUCGAUACAUGGCCACCGGCGCUGACAAGCCUUGGUAG